AUGCCUGAGAUGGCACCUGGUUACCCAGAGCCCCUCGUUAUUUCGCCACUUGAUGUGCAUCAGUAUACCUUCAUCCUCCUCCAUGGCCAGGGCUCAAGUGCUGUGAAAUUUGGGCCCACUCUUCUGUCGUCUCCAAUAUCUGGCCUCCCCGGUUCUACAUGCCCAGAGUGCACGCUUGCAUCUACAUUCCCGCACGCCAAGUUUGUGUUCCCUACUGCCUCCAGGCGUCGCGCGACUGUCUAUAAGCGGAGCAUUAUCAACCAGUGGUUUGAUAGCUGGACUCUUAGCACAGAUACAGCACCCCCUGCAACAGCUCUUGAGAGACAGAUGCGUGAAUCGCUCCAAAUCGAUGGGCUCCGUGAGACAGCCACCUAUCUUCACGAGUUACUGAGGCGAGAGGUAUCAUUGCUUGGAGGCAAUUCCAAGCGUGUCUUCCUUGGGGGAUUGAGCCAGGGCUGUGCGGCUUCCUUGGUAGCCUUGCUCCUAUGGGAUGGGGGUCCGUUGGGCGCAGCAAUUGGCAUGUGCGGGUGGCUACCAUUUCAAAGACAAAUGGACCUCGUUGCGCGGGGAGUAGAUGAUAUUGAAGAAGGUGCCCAUGUUGGUGACGAGGACUUUAAUCCCUUUGAAGACUCAGCCGAUAGUUCAGACAACAAUGACAUAUCGAAGUCUCCCAGGCCACCACCGGUCCAAGCAGUGGCUUUCCUAAUGGAGGAACUCGAAAUUUCCUUGCCCAGUACCCUACCCUGCACGCUGCCAUUUCAAGAUACUCGUCUAUUUAUUGGCCAUGGAGUGGAGGAUCAAAAAAUACCUGUAUGCCUGGGAAGGGAGGCAGCAAGCUUUCUAGAUACUAUGGGGAUGGAAGUCACUUGGAAAGACUGGCUUUCAUCUGUUUUUAUAGGACUUACCAUGCCAACAAGUACUUAUUCGCUGGAUUCAUAUUCAAGCCAUCAAAAUUAA
Messenger RNA from Microsporum canis CBS 113480, 957 nucleotides. RefSeq lists its product as hypothetical. Gene Ontology annotation, cellular component: cytoplasm. Gene Ontology annotation, biological process: protein depalmitoylation. The record is from RefSeq and is a predicted model, not a curated record. Gene Ontology annotation, molecular function: carboxylic ester hydrolase activity; palmitoyl-(protein) hydrolase activity. NCBI's taxonomy places the organism in Eukaryota, Fungi, Ascomycota, Eurotiomycetes, Onygenales, Arthrodermataceae. Bases 1 to 957 code for a protein of 318 amino acids. The transcript has 2 exons.